Messenger RNA from Gadus morhua (Atlantic cod), 6036 nucleotides. It is a transcript of the gene r3hdm2, whose product is annotated as R3H domain containing 2. The record is from RefSeq and is a predicted model, not a curated record. NCBI's taxonomy places the organism in Eukaryota, Metazoa, Chordata, Actinopteri, Gadiformes, Gadidae. Gene Ontology annotation, molecular function: nucleic acid binding. Bases 1098 to 4337 code for a protein of 1079 amino acids. The transcript is spliced from 27 exons.
GAUUAAACUACUACAGCUCCAAAUUUGGAUGGAUAGUGUAGAAAAAGGAGGGUCUGCAAACCGGUGCUUUUGUGUUUAUUGCUCCGGUAGAUGUCCAGAUGUGUGCACAUAAAGCAGCAUUAAAUAUUGGUCAUAAAUAUGCCAUCUGGUUCAUUGUUGUGCUACGAAGACUUGCAUGCAGGCGGAUACAAGUAGGUCCAUACACAGCUGGGCUUUCUUGGUGGCAUUAGGAUGGUCAUCGCAAUUAUAUUGUUUUAAGAGAGGAGAGAGCGAGAGGGAGGAAGCUGGAGAGCUAGAGAGCAAACACGACCUGGAGACGAAGAGACAUCUCAACAGGGAGGGUUGGAGUGGAAGGGAGCGGUGAGCAGUGCGUAUCACAGUGAGCAACACAGAGGAAGAAGAGAGAGUGCGUUAGCUAGCUAGUGAGCAAAGCUUUCUAAUUCCCUCUCGUAAGCGUGCCUCAUUCAGAAAAAAAACCCGGAUACGAUGAAAAGAUAGGUUUCAAUGCAGAUUCUGUAAAAGACACGUCUGGUAGUGGUGGUCACAGUCGAGAUGGGAUCAGACCAAGCGCAAGGUGGAAACAAAGAAGAGUAACGAAGAGAAGUGAGCCAGCUUCCCAGCUGAAAUGUGUUGCCGCGGGAAACGCAAUGUUCCACUCCAGCGUUUAAGACCAAACUAAUCGUCAUUUUGCAAACCUGCAGUCACUGUUUCUGUUAUCUCUUUUGCUUUUUUAAUGUGCUAUUGUCCGUAAAACCCUUUUAACCUUCAAGACUGGGAACCCAGCGUGCCCAGUUAACAAUUCAAGACUCCUCAUUGGAAGGCAGAGCAUGCAACUGCACUGAGACGGAGACGGAGAAGAGAGCAAGAGAGUGAGAGAGAGCGAGGCUCCAGAAGAACGUUCAGCUCUCAGGCUCCACACUUGCCAUGGACUGCCGUGCUCCUCCUGCUGCAGCCCAACCCGCUACUCCACUCUAGUGGGAUCCCCUCCUCCUUGCCGGUGGCAUCCACCCUGCGAGUCAGCGCACAUCUGAUACCAUCCAUAGCCUCUGCUGGGUCCUCCAGCCCCCUCCCCCCACCCUCUCCCUUUCCCCAGAAAGAUGUCAGUAAGCCUGGCAACGGACAUUCAGCAGCAGGGAGAGAGUGGGCCGCUCACCGAGCCCUGUAGCCGAGGCAUGGGCUCCCCCCAACCUCAGGCCACCAUGGAUGGGACCGGGGAGGGCCUGGAGCCCGACGACGGCUCCCUGCACGAUGCACAGAGACGGGCGCCUAACCACAGCCAUAGCAGGAAAAGGCCUAAGUCCAAUGCCAAGCUGAAGCUGGUACGGAGUCUGGCGGUGUGUGAAGAGUCCUCGGGUCCAUUUUCUAGCGAUGGACUUCCAGAAUCGGAUAUCAUUCAGCUGCACAUCAGCUGUCCGUCCGACAAGGAAGAGGAGAAGUCCUCCAAGGAGGAGUAUGAAAACGAAGAGAAGGAUAAAAAGGACAAAACGCCACGCAAAAUGUUGUCCCGCGACUCCAGUCAAGAAUACACAGACUCCACUGGCAUCGAUGUCCAUGAGUUUCUGGUCAACACACUGAAAAACAAUCCCAGGGAUCGAAUGAUGCUGCUCAAACUAGAACAAGAUAUCCUGGAGUUUAUAAAUGAUGACAAUAACCAGUAUAAGAAGUUUCCCCAGAUGACCUCUUACCACCGCAUGCUGCUGCACCGGGUGGCCGCAUACUUUGGCAUGGACCACAAUGUGGACCAGACGGGCAAGGCUGUCAUCAUUAACAAGACGGGCAACACGCGCAUCCCAGAGCAAAGGUUUUCUGAGCACAUUAAGGAUGAGCGCAACAUUGACUUCCAGAAAAAGUUCAUCCUGAAGAGAGAUGACGCUAGUAUGGACAAGGACGAUAAUCAGAUCCGUGUUCCGCUGCAGGACGGGAGGCGCAGUAAGUCCAUCGAGGAGCGUGAGGAGGAGUAUCAGCGGGUACGAGACCGGAUCUUUGCCCGAGAAGUGUCUUUUUCUUUACAGUCCUCUCAAAAUGGCUACAUCAACGACAACAGACUUUCCACUGAGGGCUACUCCUCUCAAAAGAGGAGGCAGAUCUUUAGGGGGAACCGUGAGAGCUCGAGCCGGGCGUCCAGUAGCCGUCAGAGCAGCACGGACAGUGACAUGAAGUGCCUGGAGCCGCGGCCCUGGAGCAGCACCGACUCGGACAGCUCCAACCGCACGCUGCGGCCGCCCGUCACCAAGGCCAGCAGCUUCUCGGGCAUCUCCAUCCUCACCCGCGGAGACAGCCUGGGCAGCAACAAGAGCUCCCAGGGCAGCUGCCGGGGCUCGCGUUCGGGCCUGCCCCUGGUGAGUCCGGACCUGUGUCCCCCAAGCCAAGUUCCCCAGUCCAGCCGCAGCCUGCUCCCCUGCCCGCCACAGCCCCAGCAGCCUCACGCCCAGCCCCCACCACAGACCGCCCUGCUCCCCACCCCACAGCAGCACCCCAUGGGGAACCAUAUGAUGGCCCAGCCAGUGACGUCAAUGCAGCCCUCCCAGUCCGUCUCCUACUCCAGCCCAACCUGUCCCCAGGUCCUCCUGCCCGUCUCUCCUCCCCAGCAGUACACCAUGGGAGAGGAGCUGGCCCCCCAGUUCAGCCAGAUGACCCUGAGUCGGCAGGGCUCCAGCGAGAACCCAGAGGCUCCACCCAUGUAUCAGACGGCCCCGCCCACCGCCGUGCUCGCCCAGCACCCGCCCCCCCAGACCAGCUACAUCAUGGCCACCGCCGGGCCGGCCAUGGCCCCGCCGUCGGGCUACCAGCCCGCCACGGGGCACCCACACCCGCCGCCCCCGCCUCCUCCACCCUCCCAGCCCGUCAUGCAGGCCCCGCCCCCACCGCAGGGCUACAUGCAGCCCCCUCCGCCCCAGCAGAUCCAGGUGUCCUACUACCCUCCCGGUCAGUACCCCGGCACGGGCCAGCAGUACCGCGUACCCCAGCCCAUAGCCCACCAGGUGUCCUACCCUGCGCAGCGAGCACAGCCCAUGCCGCAGCCUGCACAGCAGUCGGGGCUCCAGACCAUGAUGCCCAGCCAGCAGCCUAGCUACCAGGGCAUGAUGGGAGUCCAGCAGCCCCAGAACCCAGGCCUCAUCAACUCCCAGAGGGCCGGCAUGGGGGGACAAAUGCAGAGCAUGAUGGUCCAGUACCAGCAGAUGCCCUCGUAUCAGAUGGAGUCGGGUCUCCCUGCCUGCGUCCAGGUGUCCGUGGGGAAUGAGUCCCAGCAGGUGCAGCAGCAGUACCAGCAGCAGGUCAUGGUGCCCGUCAGCCAGUCUGUCCAGGGGCCCAUGCCUGUCUACUACAGCGUUAUCACCCCUACACAGCAGACCAGCACAAGUCCAUCAGUAGGCUACCUGCAGCCCCCCAGCACGGAGCAGUACCAGAUCACCCAGUCCCCGUCCCCAUGCAACCCACAGCAGAUCCAGCAGCAAUAUUCAGGAGUGCCAGCCCCCGGUCCGGGGGUGAUGGUCAUGCAGCUCAGUGUCCCCAAUGGACCGCAGCCUACCCAGAAUCCUCCUCUGGUCCAGUGGAAUCCGUGCAAGUACUACAGCAUAGAGCAGAGGCCCAGCAAGCCAGGGGAGCUCUACAAGCCUGAGAACCCUCAACAGGCCGGUACUCAGCUGGCCAACAGCCCCCUGGCCUCCCCCACCCAGUCGCCCGCCCCGUCCCCCUCCGGCAGCGUGAACAGUGUGUGCCCUGGCCUGGGACCCCUGCCUCUCAUCUCCCAGUUCUCUCGGCCCGGAGGACCAGCACAAGGGGACGGACGCUAUUCCCUGCUGGGCCAGCCCCUGCAGUACAGCCUCUGUCCCCCUCCGCUCAUGCACGGACAGCCCUCCUACAACUCCCAUCAGGGCCAAGGAGCCAUGAAACACGGAGCGAGAGGGAAGAAACAGACGCUGAAGUCUCAAUCAACAGAUCUUGGCACCACAGAUGUCGUGGUCAGCCGCGUGCUGGAGGUGACCGACCUCCCCGAGGGGAUCUCACGCCCCGAGGCCCAGAAGCUCUUCAACCAGCUCUCGCUGUGCGGCGCUAGGAUCCAGUGGCUUAAGGACCCCCAGGGGGGCCGUGGGGGGGCAGGGGACAACGGCAGCCACCCCCACCACCACCACCACCACCCCCACCCUCACCCCCAGCAGCAGCACCACCACCAUGACCCGGCCCACCUGUACACGGUGGUGGCGGUGUUCCCCAGCACCAUGGCCGCACAGAGCGCUUCCUUCAAACUCAACAACAGCGGCGGCGGCCUCUUCAAGCUGCGCGCCGCCAAAAAGAACUACGACCUCCGCGUUCUGGAGAGGGCCAGCUCCCAGUGAGCAGGAGGAGGAGGAGGAGGAGGAGGAGGAGGAGGAGGAGGAGGAGGGGAGGAGGUGGUGGUCAGGCUUCAGGGGAGGGAAGGUGCACAGAACAGAGAGAGAGAGAGAGAGAGAGAGAGAGAGAGAGAGAGAGAGAGGAAGAACGGAGAGAGAGAUAGAUUGAAAGAGGGAGAAGGACUGAAAGAGAGACAUUCAUGCUGUGGCAUGGGGUUGGGUGGGUGAGGAAGGGGGUCGCUGGGCUGGGCUGGUGGUCUCUGACUCUCUCUGUCUCCUCUGCCACUCAAUGGCCGAUGAAGAUAGAUCUGUAUCCAUUUUGCCAUUGUUGAGAUAUAUAUAAAUAUAUAUAUAGUAUAUAAAGGCGGGGAAAUCGGUGUGAAUAAUGAGGUGGCCGGUGUUUGUUUGCAAAGAUGAUUUGGUUGUUUUUUUUGGUUUUGUUUUUUUUCUGUUCAUUCUUACUUUUUGUUUGAGUAUUUAUAUACCUGAAGAGCACACAAGACACGUGAGCAUGUGUUUCACUGUUGCCGGUGGGGGGUGGGUAUGAAAGAGGGAGGGGGGGCUGGAGAAUAUGUGCUGCCAUUAUACAAAUGCACAGCGUACAGCAUGCAUACAAAUACAAACAUUACUCUUGUCCAAGCACUGGGGGAACCGACAUGGGGAGCGGAUCAAGACCCAUGCGCGCGCACACACACACGCACACACACACACACAGACGAUAACAUUAACACGUGCGUUCACACAGAAAAUGCAGGCAACAGGGUUCCGUAGCACAUCAACAAUAACACGCUGGAAAUCAACCUCACUCCUCUCAAAACACCGUCCCUCUCUCCCUCCUCUCUCUACCCCGACCCCUGCUCUCUAUCUCACACACACACACACACACACACACACACACACACACACACACACACACACACACACACACACACACACACACACACACACACACACCCCACACCCCACACCCCACACCACACACACACACCCAUGCCAAAACCACUCCUGACCUUUUCAACUCUCUUGUCUGUGCUAUCUCUCCUGCUACUCAUUGUGGUGCCCCCCCCUCUCCCUCUUACCGAAAAAAAACCUCCCGACUAAAUCCUAUAAAUCUGUCAUAUUUAUAACAUUUCAUACGCACAGGCUCUCCGUCACACUAUCUCUCUCUCUACCUCUUUCUUCUGCUCUCUUGUUCUUUCUCUUGACUGUAACCUCUUUUUCUCUCUCUCUCUCGCUUUCUGUUUGCCUUACUGCUGUUGUGGGUUUCCGUAGUGCGCUGUUAUUUCUCAGAAGAGUAUUGUUCUUUUUUGGUUCGAUAUAUUUAUAAAAAGUGAUGUAAGGAAUAAAAGAAAUCUAUAUAUUCAGUGAUUAAUUUUCCUCCAGUGGAUGAGUUUUAGGCCUUCUGUAACACCCAUCCUUUCCCCCUCCGACACAUCCUCCUUCCCACAUUCUCUCCGUUCUUUGCUUCCUUCUUUCCAGUUCCUCUUAUUUUCUCACCAUUUUUCCCUCUGCCCCCACUCCCCCCCCCCCCCCCCCUCCCCUCCAUUGUGUUUGCUUUUAUAUUUUUUUGACAGCUGUGCAGAACGUUUCAAAAUUAGUAAAAGUGCACAAUAUAACAUAAGUCUACUGUACAUUUUAUUUAAUCUUGUUAUUUUUUGUUGGUUUUUAAAAAUAUAAAGUCGAGAAAAAAAGAAAUCCAAAAACA